Messenger RNA from Leptopilina boulardi, 7648 nucleotides. RefSeq lists its product as uncharacterized. The coding region runs from base 96 to 5480 and encodes 1794 amino acids. The record is from RefSeq and is a predicted model, not a curated record. NCBI's taxonomy places the organism in Eukaryota, Metazoa, Arthropoda, Insecta, Hymenoptera, Figitidae. The transcript is spliced from 28 exons.
GAUGACCAAGAAGAACACACCAAGACGGUGUCCGAAAAGCAAAGGUGUCAAAAAUAGAUCAGCGGCUGUUGCCGCGUUAAGUAGUCAGUGCGGCGAUGUCGACGACGAACGACGGUUCGACGGCACAGUGCGGGUGCCGGUGCUGUGGCAAAAGACAACAUCAUCCUUUACCAAGGAUAACGACAUUGCUGUUUAUUGCGUUUUUGGUGUUAACACCAGUGGGUUGGUUAGGUAACGCGGGUGGUAUAAGCGAUGCGGCAUUAUCAUCAUCGACCACAAGGGGUGGAGUGAAACAGGAUCAGCAUGAGUCGUCGUCGUCCCGAGGAGGAAGCCAUACAAGAAGUGGUGGUGGUGGUGGUGAUUAUGCACGAGCAUCAAGUCAAAGGGAAGCUGAUCCAGUCAUCGAGGAAGUAACUGCAAAACAACUCGAACGACUACUCAAUGAGAAGGAUUUUGUCGCCGUUUAUUGGUAUGCCAGAAGUUGUACAACAUGUGAUAAAGUUCUUGCUGAAUUAGAGAAAAUUGACGAUGACACUGAUACAUUUGGAGUUGAUUUUGUCAAAAUCAAUGACAAACGUUUGGCGAAGCAGUAUGGCAUUAAGACAUUUCCCGCACUCACAUAUUUUAGGGAAAAGGAACCAAUUAUAUACGAUGGAGAUCUUAUGGACGAGGAAAAUGUUCUGGAGUUCUUGACGAGCUUGGAGGCCAUGGACUUACCCGACCGCAUCGAGGAAGUUAACUCGAAAAUUCUGGGGAAAAUUGUCGAAGAAACAGAUUUUUUAGCAGUUCUCUUCUGUCCUGAUUCGGAGCAUUGCGCUGGAGCUGGUUCCAACAAACCGGACUGUAAGAAGUGCGCAAAGGCCCUUCAGGAACUGGAGAACAUCGAUGACGAGGCCGAUCAAUUGGGUAUCGGAUUCGUUAAGAUUGCAGACGAACGACUCGCCGAGGAGUACAAUCUCGGACAGCUUCCUGUUUUGGUCUACUACAGACAUCAAAUACCAAUCGUUUAUGAACACGAAUUGAGUCGAGAAGAAGAUGUCUUGGAGUGGUUGGUUGCAAAUAAAAGUACAGGAGACGAGGAAGAUGUUAUUGAAGAUGUGACUGCAAAGACGCUCAACACUCUCAUUGGAAACAUCGACAAUCUGGUCGUACUCUUCUACGAUCAUGGUGAUGAGGAUUCGAUGCAAGUUCUUCAUGAACUCGAGAAGAUUGAUGAUGAUUGCGACAAGCACGGAAUUCAGUUUGUUAAAAUUGAUGACGACAAAGCGGCAAAAGAAUUUGGAAUCGAUACAGUGCCUGCAAUUGUAUACUUUGAGAAACAGCUACCAAAUGUAUACGAUGGCGAUAUUGAAAAUGAAGAUGAAAUUCUUGAAUGGCUAUUAUCACAACUUGAAAAAGAUGAAAUUGAAGAUGUUACAGAUGAAAUGUUGGAUCGAUUAGUCAAAGAGGGAAAAACAUUAGCAGUUUUAUUUUAUGACAAUAAUGAUCGCAAAUCACAAAGAGUUUUAAAUGAACUCGAAAACAUUGAUGACGAAUGUGAUCAAUUGGGUAUAAUUUUUGUAAAAAUUGAUAAUUCCGAAGAGGCCAAGGAAUAUGGCAUAGAAAAAGUUCCCAGUUUACUUUAUUUUGAAAAAGGAAUACCAGCAUUAUAUGAGGGUAAUUUAGAGGAGGAAGAAAAAGUACUCAAGUGGCUUGAACAUCAGCAAAAAAGCGAUCAAAUUGAGGAUAUAACUGACGAAAUGCUUGACAUGGUUAUUGAAAAAAUGCCUCAUGUUGCUGUACUUUUUUAUGACAAAGAUCAAAAGAAGAGUCAAAAAGUUUUAUCAGAAUUGGAAAAUAUUGAUGAUGACUGUGAUCAACAUAAUAUUGCAUUCGUUAAAAUAGACGAUGAAGAUGAAGCUAAAGAAUAUGGAAUCGAUGAAGUUCCAACGCUUGUAUUUUUUGAAAGAAAAAUACCCCAUAUUUAUGAAGGUGAUCUUAUGAAUGAGGAUCAACUUUUGGGUUGGUUGUUACAUCAGAAAAAACAUAGCGAAAUUCCAGAAGUCACUGAUGAAAUGAUGGAGAAAUUAAUAGAAACAACUCCCUAUUUGGCUGUACUUUUUUAUGACAAGAACGAUAAACAGGAUAUGAGAAUUUUGAAUGAAAUGGAAAAUAUUGAUGAUGAAUUGGAGAAAGCUGGAAUUGUUAUUGUUCGUUUGGAUAAUGAAGCGGAAGCUAAGGAAUAUGGUAUUGAUCAUUUACCAACGUUGGUCUACUUUGAAGGAAAGAUUCCAGCAAUUUAUGAAGGUGAUCUCCUUAAUGAAGAUGAGGUACUUAAAUGGUUAAUUGAACAAAAAGAAUCGGCAACCAUUGAAGAAGUUACAGAUGAAAUUUUAACAGAUCUCAUUGAGGAGCAUGAGUACGUCGUUGUAUUUUUCAGUGGUGAUUGCGAUGAUGGUGACGAAUGUGAUAAAGUACUAAAAGAGCUGGAAAACAUUGACGAUGAAUUAGACGAAACAGGAAUAGUAUUUGUCACAACUGAAGAUACAUCAAUGGCGAAAAAACAUGGAAUCAAAUCAUUUCCCACUCUUGCCUUCUUUAGAAAUAAGGAACCACUCAUAUUCAAAGGAGAUUUAGACGAUGAAGAUGAAGUAUUGUCAUGGAUUACUGAUGAAAAUACUCUUGAAAUUCCUGGCAAAAUUGAGGAAGUAAAUAGUCGUAUGCUGGAAAAUAUUCUAGAGGAAAAUGAUUACGUUGUUGUUUUCUUCUAUAAGGAAGGAGACAAGAAGAGUCAAAAAAUUCUUCAAGAAUUGGAAAAUAUUGACGAUGAAUGCGAGGAGAAGGACAUUGAUUUUGUGAAAAUAUCAGACGAUGGAAUAGAGAAAGAAUACGAUUUACCGAGUCUACCUGCUUUAGCGUUUUAUAGACACAAAUUUCGACAAAUUUACACUGGCGAUAUGAUGCAUGAGGAGGCAAUUUUAGAUUGGGUUCUUGAUCUUCGUACAUCAACACCGGAUGUAAUUGAAAAUGUUGAUAGAAAAACGUUGCAGGUCCUGAUAAAUGAUGUCGAGCAUCUUGCUGUAUUUUUCUACGACGACAAGUGCGAGUCAUGCCCUGAGAUUUUGGAGGAACUCGAGACCAUUGACGAUGACACGGACAAACAUGGUAUUCAAUUUGUGAAAUCAAAAGAUGCCAAAUUAGCCGCUGAGAUUGGUAUCUUCUCGUUUCCGGCUCUUGUUUACUAUGAGACCGGCGUCCCAAUUAUGUACGACGGAAAUUUACUUGACGAGGCGGAAGUAUUGGAUUGGAUGGUGAAGCAAAAAAAUGACGCGAGUAUUGAAGAAAUUGAUCGUGACACUUUGACAAAGUACAUUGAAACCAAGGAAUUUUUAGCAGUGAUUUUUUAUAAAGAAGAUGAUCCAGAAACGCCAAGAGUUUUGAGACACAUUGAAUUAAUUGAUGAUGAAGCAUCAGAAUAUGGAAUAAAAAUUGUACAAAUGAAAGAUCGUUUAAUGGCUAAAAAAUAUGGAUACAGAAAUCCACCUGGUAUCACAUAUUUUCGAAAGGGUAAAUAUAUAAAUUACGAUGGUGACAUUGAUGAUGAGGAGGAAAUUUUAGAUUGGUUGACAAAUCCCGAAAAUAUGGAACUCACUGAUCAUAUUGAAAGAAUUAAUAGGAAAAUGUUUCAUAAAAUUAGACAAUCAACUGAUUAUCUUGCUGUCUUUUUCUAUAGUAACGACUGUAAACAAUGCAGUCGCGUUCUUUCUGAAAUUGAGCAUAUUGAUGAUGACGCCGAUAGUGCUGGUAUUAAAUUCGUCAAAAUUGAUGACAAACAAUUGGCCAAGGAUUAUGGAGUUUUUGCAUUACCGGGAAUUUUAUUUUUUAAAAUGGGAUCAAAGGAACCUGUCAUCUAUGCUGGCGAUUUAUAUGAAGAGGAACAAAUCUUACAGUGGUUAAUGAUUCAAAAGGAUCCAUCGAGUGAAGUGAUUGAAGCACUGGAAGGCGAGGAUUUACUUCAUCUUAUUCGAGAAUCGGAUUCAUUAGCGGUUUACUUCUGGAACAGAACACUUUGCGACAUGUGCCAAUCAAAAGUUUUCCGCAAGCAGAGACGCCACAAGCAGGAACAGAAGUCUACUGAUGCUGAAACAAAUGAAGAUUCCACUGAUAGCGACGAUUGUGAACAAUGUGCUGGAAUUCUCGAGGAAUUGGAGAAUAUCGAUGAUGAUUGCGAUCGACAUGGUGUACAUUUUGUUAAAACACAAGAUUAUAAAAUAGCAGAGGAUUAUGGAGCCACUGAAUUUCCGGUAUUAGUUUAUUUCAAAAAUCAAGUACCAAAUGUUUUUGAAGGUAGUUUAUCAGAAGAAGAGGAAGUACUUCAAUGGUUAAUUACUCAAAAAACUGAAGAUCGAAUAGAAUUAAUAACAAGAGUAAUGCUAGAAUCAUCUGUUGAGGAUACACAAUAUCUUGCUGUUUAUUUCUAUAAACAAAAUUGUCACAUAUGUGAUGAAAUCUUGGAAGGAUUAGAACAAAUUGAUGAUGAAUGUGAUUUAUUUGGCAUUCAUGUUGUCAAAAUUCAAGAUCCCCAACUUGCCAAGAGAUAUUCUAUUAAAACAUUCCCAGCUCUUGUAUACUUUAGAAAUGGAAAUCCUCUUUUGUUUGAAGGUGAUCUUCAAAAUGAAUUAUCAGUUCUUGAAUGGCUUUGCGACGAUGAUGUUCGUGAAUUGAAGGAUGAAAUCGAAGCAGUCAAUGCAAGAAUGUUGGAACGUUUACUAGACGAAUCACCUUUCCUUGCCGUUUUUUUCUUUGAGGAAGGUUGUCCCGAAUGCAACGAAAUAAUAGAAGCUUUAGAGAAAAUCGAUGGCGACGCUGAUUUAUUUGGAAUUGACUUUGUCAAAGUCUCUGAGCCUGAUGCAGCUGAAAAAUAUGGUAUUCUCAAUCUUCCGUCUCUGGUUUACUUCCGUAAGAAGGAGCCGCUUAUUUACGAUGGCGACCUCACUCAGGAAGACAAAAUAUUGUCAUGGCUCACAUCUCAAGAUGUUUUCGUUCUUAAAAAUGAAAUUGACGAAGUUAAUAAGAAAAUGUUGGAUAAACUCUUGGAUGAAAAUGAAUUUCUUGCUGUCUUCUUUUAUGAUCACGACAGCAAAGAGAGUGCCGCAGUGAACGACAAACUUGAAGAAAUUGACGAAGAAACAGAAAACUUAGACAUCACUUUUGUGAAAAUGGCAGAUCCUCGAUAUGCCAGAAAAUGGGGAGUGACAAAACUUCCGGCCAUUGUCUAUUUCCGCAAACGUUUUCCUAGUAUUUAUCGAGGCGACAUUCACAACGAGCAAGAUGUAUUGGAUUGGCUACGAAAGAACAGAUUCCGUCAACCUGAAUUAAACAUAUAUAUGUACAUGUUAAUAGCUGUUGCUAUAUUGUUCGCAUUGUACACUGGAUUUCUACUUUCCUGUUUCCGGACAGAAUCACCAGCACCAGCGGCGCAUCAUCAAAAACAAGCGUGAGCAAAAUAAUGGGAGAGUGCGCGGGUUAUAUAUAUAUAUAUAUAUAUAUACAUAUAUAUGUAUAUACAUGUAUAUAUAUAUAAUAGACUCAAGUAACGACCGUAAGCACCCCCCCAAAGCAACCCUGCGGAGUUAAAACGCAUAUCAAUCGAUCUGUGUGUACUCGAAUGUCGGAAUGCGACUUCGCAUCAAGUCAUGUGGUUAACAACCUCCAAAUUCCGGGCAUUUAAUGGUGAGAGAUGUGAACGCGGUGCACUGUCGCGCAAUUACAGAAUUCCACUUCAAGUUUGCUGAGAAAUGGAAGGGUUCGAAUUUAGAAGAGAUAGAGAGAGAGAGAGAAACGAGAAAUUACUCUAAUUAACAAAGUCCAUAAAAUCGGAUCUUAUAAAUUUUUCUAGCUACUUUAUUCUUCACAUUUUUCUUUUUUGUUAUGACUUUUUAAAUUAUCUUAAAAAAUGACAUCGAUUUAAAUAUUUCAUCAGACAAAAAUUUUUUCAUUCUUUUUUAAUUUUUAUUCUAAUUUCAACAUUGGGGAUAAAUUUUCUUUUUACUUUCGAAACGAAUUCUGUGAUUUUUUUUUUUUUUUUAAAUAUGCGAAAACUUUUCUAUUGAUUGAAAAAAAAGAACACAAACUUUCUGAAUUGAAAUAAGGAAAAUAUUUCAAUCGUUUUAAAAUGUUUGAAUUGAAAAAUAAAUUGUUAGACAUCACAGAAGAGAAAUAUAUAGAUAAUAAAAAAAAAAAAAUAAAAGUCAACUGUUGGGAAUAAUGAGAGUUCUGUAACUCGAAACGAAAAAUUCGAACCAUUAAGAAACAACUAAUAAUUGAAAUAUUUUUUAUUUCUAUAUAAAUUUUUAAUGAUCUAUUCCACAGAAAUAUUUUAUAUAUAUUUAAAAUCAACAAAAUCUAAAACAGUUUUAUCUCCUAUAUUUUUUAUUUAUAGGAUGAAAAAGAAGCUGUUUUUAAAAAUAAUUAAACUCUGUCUACUUAUAGCUAUAUAUAUAUAUAAAAAAAAUAAAAAUCAAUAGAUAUAAUGAUAGUGCAAUAUAAAAUGGAAUACUAAGAUUUUAUUUUAAAGCGUUUCCACCUGAUUGGGAAAAUUAUUCAUCACUUAUUUACAUAUUAAACUUCUAUAUUGAAUAAAAGGAAAUAAAUAACUGUUUUAAAAUUAACUUUGAAAUUAUAUUAUUAUUAGUAUAUUGCUAUAAUUUUUAUUAAAGUUUUGUACACAUUAUAAAAUUAUAACUUAUUAAAAGUGAAUGCAAUGCUUUUAUUUUAAUUCAAUUUUUAAGUUACUUAAAAUUAAAUUUUAAUUAUCAAUUUUGUAUUUAAUUUUUAAAUUAACUUAAAAUUUUCUCUGAAUACUUUUCUCUCAUCAGGUGGUAAAUAAAAAUUCCAAAAAUAUUAUUCCGAUUACAGGAUUGAUAGAACUCUAAAACAAAACUUUUAUGUAUAAUGUAAAAAAAAAGAAAAGUUUUUACCAAUUAAGUUUAAAAAAUAGUAAACACAUCCAUAUUUAGAUUUUUUUUAGAAAAUUUUCUUCUCCUUUUCCAAUUAAUUUGUAUACAUCAAAGUGUGAACCUAGUAUUGUAUAAUAUGAGUAAGAUUAUAGCUUCCAUUUGACUUUGUUAUUAUAAUAUCAGUCUACAAAUUUUAUAAAUAACAGAGAUUAUUUAUAAAUAAUGUAUAAUAUAUGUAAUUGACAUGGAAUUCGAGCCAAUCGUGUUAGGAAUUAAUUAUUUUAAUAAUUUUUUAUGGUAUGUGUAUUUUAUUUCGACCAAUAAUAAUGUUCAUAUAUAUAUAUAUAUAUAUAUAUAUAUAUAUAUAAAAUAUGGUUUAUCUUCCACAUAUUUGCAAUAGAAUGUGAAUAUUAUUCUUUUUGUGUAUAAGGUACACGUAAGGUGCUCGUAUUUAAUUAUGAAAUAAAAGUGUAAUUGAUACAGUAAUUGAAAUUAAGGGAUUCUUGACAACAUUGCCCUCAAGGAUAUUAUAAAUAUCCUAAAUACAUUAUAAUAUAUCAUGUGAAUGUAGUUUGCACUUUAAAAGUAAAAUGCACACAAAGUAUAUGUAAACAGUAUAGCACUGACAACGGCGAAAAUUGCUCGCUCAAAUUCUCUGUAUAAAUAAAUCAAUAAAUAUGUAUAAAUAUAUUAAUUUGUUUCUUUUGAAA